This is a messenger RNA of Blepharisma stoltei, 1314 nucleotides long. The record is from the annotation of a GenBank genome assembly. NCBI's taxonomy places the organism in Eukaryota, Ciliophora, Heterotrichea, Heterotrichida, Blepharismidae.
AUGCUUGAAUUUCUAGAAGGCUACUUAACCACUACCAACAUCCUACUUACACUAUUCCUUGCCUUGUACAUUCUUUACUACAGAACGUUCCACCACUACAGGUUCGAACAAAAAAGCGCCUUUACCAAAGGCCGCCGGUCUAUGGGAAAAACCCUCCCAGCUUUUCCCAACGGAUGGUUCUGUGUGGCAAGGUCUGGAGAAAUCAAGAAAGGCGAAGCCAAACAUAUUGACAUGCACGGCCAAAACAUCGCAGUUUUCAGAGGAACUGAUGGAAUUAUAUACGCAAUCGACGCCUAUUGCUCACACAUGGGCGCAAAUUUGGCUGAAGGAGGCAAAGUCAAAUUCGGCAAAGGACUACAGUGUCCUUUCCACGGGUGGGUUUUUGAUGGAGAAACAGGGAACUGUGUAUCUGGCGCUGACAUGAAGCAAAGAGAAGCCGAUAAGUUUACUUAUAGCGAAAAAGCUACAGAAGGGCUUAAAAAGGAAUGCAAAACUAAAAUCGGCGUCAAAAAAUGGCAAGUUAAGGAGUUUGGCGGUUUUAUUUUUGUAUGGUAUCACUCAAUAGAAGAGCUUAGAACUGCUCCGCCACCUUUUGAGCCGCUAGACAUUACUCCAUUCAUGGAAAAACUCUCAUAUCGUGGGGUAAGCAUAAAUAAAGUCCAAAGCCACGUCCAAGAUAUCCCAGAAAAUGGUGGCGACUUAAUGCAUUUUUACUAUGUCCAUAGUGCCUUCUUACCAUUUACCGACCUCUUCAAAGCCAGAUGGAGAGCCAAAUGGACCAAAGGCGACGACCCAAAACUCAGAGAAAUCAUGAAGCACGAGGUACCAUUAAUCGACCAGUUCAAAACUCAGCUGAUGGAUAGGUUUUUAACUGAACAAAACGCCAAAUACAUUGGCGUCCUUUCUUUAGACAGCUAUAUGAUCCUCCCAGGCUGCAGCGAAAUUUUCUUCUUCAACGCCACUGCGUUCCAAGUUGGCUCAGGGCUGGUCUACUUGUUCUUAAAAAGCCAAUUUUUCGAAGCCGUGCUGUUCCAGCACUUGUCGCCGCUCGAGAAAUAUAAGCACGAGGUCUUCCAUGACAUGUGGGCGAGUAGUUAUUUGCCUUAUUGUAUAACAGCACUUAUGCUGAGAUUGGAAGCUCAACAGGUCAUGAACGACGGAAAAGUAUGGGAUAAUAAGCAAUUUGCUAUGAGCACUUAUUAUGAUUUGAGAGAAGAACCGGAUAGGAUGCUGCUUAACUGGAGAUCAUGGUAUGCGCAGUUUUAUGAAGGAUGCAGAGAAGCUGAGGAAGAAAAAGAAAGGUUGUCAUGGUAA